Molecule: messenger RNA, 630 nt
Organism: Knipowitschia caucasica
Lineage: Eukaryota; Metazoa; Chordata; Actinopteri; Gobiiformes; Gobiidae
Source: the annotation of a GenBank genome assembly
AUGUUGGUACAAGACGUUUGUUGGCAGGCAGACGUUUUGUUGCAGCAACUUGUUUGUUGCAACGCAACGUGUUGUGCAGCAGACGUAUUGGUCGCAGCAGACGUGUGUCGCUCAGCAGGCGUGGUAUUGCAAGCGGCACAGUGUUGUUGCAGCGGACGUGUUUUCGAGCAGACGUGUUGUCGCAGCAGACGUGUUUUUGACGCAGACGUGUUGUGGCUUGCAGACAGACGGUGUUGGUCGCAGCAGCGGGUUAUUGUUGCAGACGUAUUUGUUGCAGCAGCGUGUUGUUUGAGCAGGCGGGUUGGUGCAGCAGGCUGUUUGUUGCAGGCAGGCGUGUUGUCGCAGCAAACGUGUUUGUCGCAGCAGACGUUUGUCCGCUGCAAGACGUGUUGUGCUGCAGGCGUUGCUGUUUGUCAGCAGCGGUUGUUGCUUGCUGCAGACAGUGUUUGUCUGCUAGACGUUUUGUUGCAGCAGACUUUGUUGCAGAAAGUAAAGGAAGACGUGUUUUUGCUGCAGACGGGUGUUGUUGCAGAAGCUGUGUUGUUGAGCAAGCGUGUUUGUCAGCAGGCGUGUUUUUUGCACAGACGUGUGUUUGUUGGCAGCAAGCGUGUUGUUGAGAGCGUGGUGUAG